Molecule: messenger RNA, 2417 nt
Organism: Xenia sp. Carnegie-2017
Lineage: Eukaryota; Metazoa; Cnidaria; Anthozoa; Malacalcyonacea; Xeniidae
Product: alkylglycerol monooxygenase-like
Exons: 15
Coding region: 573-2159 (528 amino acids)
Biological process (GO): lipid biosynthetic process
Cellular component (GO): endoplasmic reticulum
Molecular function (GO): oxidoreductase activity; iron ion binding
Source: RefSeq, a predicted model, not a curated record
UAAUAUAAAUCCAUUUAUAUUAUGUAUAAUCUCUCUGACUUUGAUAGUUUGCCUGUAUGGUAAAAUAUCACACCAAUGUUGCAACGGCCUUAUUAAACGAGAUAUACGAGGUCAACUUCAUUCUAAAGAAGUUAUUAAUCUUACUCUGCACGUCUUAACGCAAGGCAAGUUCUUUCUAGACAACUCCAGAUCAAAGAUGACGUUGACUCUUACGUUUAUAUAUUGAAACUUUUAAGUGGCUAUUGGGUAAUUCCUAAGGAAUGAAAUUAACUUUUAUGGAGUCAAGAAUCCACGCUUCCGUGGUUACGAAUAAUAAAGAAAGCUCUACUUUAUUUAUCACCAAAUUUGUUCUUUGAUUGUAUGAUUUUUUAACUUGGUCCAAUAUCAACUUUGAUAUGUGAAUUGUGAAAUUCCGGUUCUUCAAUGUGCUCGAAAGAAAUAUGCUAUACAUGGCUAUAUAUCUUACUUGUGAAAAAUCUUUAUUGAAAACAUUCAACCGAUGACUACUUUAGUUUACUCACAUACAUUCGCAUGAUGGUUAGUUUAGUCACGGGCGUUUUCCUGUUUUGGCAAUGACAUAUCUAGAGGCAAAUUACAAGUAUUCCCAACUCUCAUCAAAGGCAAAGAAGAUAUUUGAGCAAUUGAUUUUGCAACGACCAGUUUGGAGACCGCAACUCACAUUGGGCAUGGAUAGCAAAGAUUUUAGUUCAAUCAGUCAACUCACUCUAUUCGUUUUUCUUACUUCGACCCUGGAAUACAUAAUUGCACGACGGUGGAGUAAUGUAGCGAAAGUCAGAAUAAACGACGCUAUUCAUAGCCUGUCAGCAGCUCUUAUUACGGUUUUACCCAGGUUUUUGGUCACCAGUCUAGACGCAGCUGCUUACAAAUUCGUAUUCGAGGCACUAUAUGAAGUACCCGAUGUUCAAGAUGACGACUCCUUGCCUAUUCUGACACCGAUUUGGAUAUUCUUGUUAACAGACUUUGGAUAUUAUUGGUUCCAUCGAGCAGCUCAUGAAAUAAACAUUCUAUGGUCAGCUCAUCAAGUCCAUCACAGCUCGGAAGACUUUAACAUCCUGGUUUCAUUACGACAGAGUGUUCUACAGCAAUUUUUUUCUUCGUUGUUCUACGCUCCCUUGGCUGUCUUUGGUAUAAGACCUGCAAUUUUCGAAUGGCAUUUGUGGUUUUCUUGCUUCUACCAAAUAUGGACACACACUGAGGUCGUAGAUAAUCUUGGGCCAUUGGAGUACAUAUUUGUCACACCAUCUCAUCACCGCGUUCAUCAUGGAAGAAAUCCUUAUUGUAUCGACAAAAACUACGGAGGUAUACUUAUCAUAUGGGAUCGAGCAUUUGGCACAUUUAACGAGGAGAUAAAAGAAAACCCACCAGUUUAUGGACUGGUUGUGGAAAGGACAAGUCACUGGAAUCCAUUACUGACUCAGGUAAUGCCGACUUUAUUUGAAUACAAUGUUCAUAUAUAUUAUUGCAUAACUUUCAUUUUUCUUCUGUGUUGCAUAAAGAUCUCGCAUUUCCUGCACUUGAAGAAUGCAUUUUUCGAAACAAAGGGUGUUUCAAAUAAGUUUCGGCUGUUCGUUAACGGUCCUAGUUGGUCUCCUGGCAAACAACGAUUAGGAGAUGGAGAUUAUGAAGAGGUUGAACAUCCCGUCGUCAAGUAUGACAAGACAUUGCCAACUUUUUUCGCAUUGUAUGUUGCUCUUCAUUUCACAUUGUUGCUCCUGAUUUAUUGCAAACAUCUGGAAGUUUGUCAGAGAUGUUCAGUAUUCCAAACGAUUGCUGUCGCGUCCUAUUUACUGUUUUCCCUGACGACUUUUGGUUUCCUUUUUGAUCAUAAGUGUAUUGGUCCAGAGUUAGAAGAAAUUCGCUGCAUUGCCUUCUUUUUUCUCGAUCUAUUCAUCAACAAACAACAUCCAGAAAUGAAAAAGUCAGGUAACAAAGAAACAUCAGUGAUCUUAUAUUUGAUGUAUGGGCUAUCAUUUGCAUUGUGGAUUUUCGUGGAGAUAAUGGACAUCGACUGGACAGGAAGAGAGAAAAAGACAUCGAAAAAUGCAAAGAUUGAUAACGCUAAGUAUCAAACAGAUGAGAAUGGCAACAUUUUGAUGCCAGAAAGAAAACAGGAUGCGCUAAAGAAAAACGCAGAAUGACUUUCACACAUGAAAAUGGAUGGACACGACAACCAUUCAUUUUUAAAAAUGGUUUAUCUUCAACAGGUUUAACUUCAUCACAAUGCAAACACACUGACUCGAUCAUUUGUUUUCGUAGCAUUGGCGAUACAGUAAAAAUGCACCUUGAUUAUUGCACGAGUUUGGUCUGCUAAAUUUAUCAGUAUCUAUAAUCUUCUAUAAUAUUCGUGUGUAAUGACCGCUGCAAGCGCCCAUUAGUAAUUUCAUUUUGGUUUAGAA